AUGAUGGAUUUCGAAUGGUCCUAUGACGAGCCUGGGAGGAUGAUAAACGGGAUAAGGCUUGUGCGUGAAGCUGAGCCCGGGCCAAAAGAAAAUGGCUUGUGGGCCCACUAUGCCUGCACUAUCUGUGUGGAAUCUCGUUAUCGAAUCAAGAUGGCUCAAGACCAGCCGCCCAAAAUAGUCCCAAAGCUAUCAGUGCAAUACAUUGUGGAUGCUGUGAGGAUGGGUGGCGAGGUUUGGGACGUUCUGGAUUGGAUGUCUUUUGGAGGACUCACUCUCGAGAGCAUUUACCCAACAAAAGGAAGAAGGCAGGAUUUUCAUCACUACUUGGAGGGGUGGCCUAGAUUUACCAUCCAACGCCAUCUUCGCCUUGAGCCUCAGAAUGAUGCUGAGAAUGUUAACGAACAAUUACUCAAACAUCUCGAGUCUGAUGGGCCUUUCGUCUCUGGAUUCCGUAUCUCCGCUAACUAUUUCUCGAUCGAUCAUGAGACUGAUGUUUACGUCAACGACAAAAAUCACAACCCUGAUAUCGAAGACACGGCGAGUGGGUCGACGAAUCUUGAAGUUGGCGACAAGAUAUUCGUAACCGUGAUCGGAGAAGGGUGGAAGAACAAGAUAAGCUAUUGGGUGUAUAGGAACAACAUGGGUGUUGCAUGGGGACGUCACGGCAAAGGCAUGGUAGACAAGCGUGUGGUGGAGGAUGCUUAUGUUCCUAUUCUUGCUUAG
This is a messenger RNA of Striga asiatica, 723 nucleotides long. Lineage: Eukaryota; Viridiplantae; Streptophyta; Magnoliopsida; Lamiales; Orobanchaceae. The record is from the annotation of a GenBank genome assembly.